Cyphellophora attinorum is the source of this 573-nucleotide messenger RNA. RefSeq names its product ADP-ribose pyrophosphatase. NCBI's taxonomy places the organism in Eukaryota, Fungi, Ascomycota, Eurotiomycetes, Chaetothyriales, Cyphellophoraceae. The record is from RefSeq and is a predicted model, not a curated record. Gene Ontology annotation, cellular component: nucleus; cytosol. The coding region runs from base 1 to 573 and encodes 190 amino acids. Gene Ontology annotation, biological process: nucleoside phosphate metabolic process; ribose phosphate metabolic process. The transcript is spliced from 3 exons. Gene Ontology annotation, molecular function: ADP-ribose diphosphatase activity.
AUGGCGGACAAGAUGGCAACCUACUCGCCAUCGGACGCCAAAGUCCUGAACGUCGAGCCAAUAAAGCCAGAAGAAGCAAAAUGGAUCAGAUUAAACAAGAUCAAUUACCAGGAUCCGUCUGGUGGGAAGCGAGUCUGGGAGAGUGCUGAGCGACAGACCCGCCGCGCACAUACCGAAGCAGACGGCGUCGGCGUAAUCGCCAUCCUCCAAUUCCCCAACAAGCCCGCCUCACUCCUCCUGCAAAAGCAAUUCCGCCCACCCGUCAACAGAGUCACCAUCGAAGUCCCCAGCGGCUUGAUCGACGAGGGCGAAGACAUCGCCACUGCAGCGCUGCGCGAGCUGAAGGAGGAGACGGGCUAUGUGGGCACGAUCCCGGGCGACGAGGAGGCGAGGAAGGUUGCGGAGGGGUUUUUGAUGUGGAAUGACCCAGGGUUUUGCAAUACUAACACGAAGAUGAUUUUUGUCCAAGUUGACACUGACGCGCCCGAGAAUCGGGAUCCCAAGCCGGAGCUGGAGGAGAAUGAGUAUAUUGAGACAUUUACCCUGCCGCUGGCUACCCUGUGGAUGAUCUGA